Messenger RNA from Oppia nitens, 765 nucleotides. RefSeq names its product nuclear hormone receptor HR96-like. Lineage: Eukaryota; Metazoa; Arthropoda; Arachnida; Sarcoptiformes; Oppiidae. The coding region runs from base 1 to 765 and encodes 254 amino acids. The record is from RefSeq and is a predicted model, not a curated record. Gene Ontology annotation, molecular function: RNA polymerase II cis-regulatory region sequence-specific DNA binding; nuclear receptor activity. Gene Ontology annotation, biological process: positive regulation of transcription by RNA polymerase II; negative regulation of transcription by RNA polymerase II; cell differentiation. The transcript has 4 exons.
AUGGAUAACUCUAAUAAUGUUAAUCCAUAUAUCAAUACAAUACCAAAAUCAUUAUACGAUUAUAACAGUCAGUUCAAUGAGUUAGAGUACAAACGUUUUACUGAACUAAUGAUUGCCUCAAAUGUUAUGUUUGUUAACAAAACUCCGAUCACAUCACAAGUGCAAUCAGUUGAAGAUUUUAUGUACGCCAUUGAUGUCCAGCGCAUCAAUGAUAUCAAAAACUGUGUAAAAUUGUUGAAAGGUUUGGCUGUAUUUCGACAACAAUGUGACCAUGAUCAAUUGAUUUUAAUUAAAUAUGGGGCAUUAGAAAUACAUACAUUGCGAUCCAUUUCCUAUUAUGACUAUCAAAAUGAAGCCUUCAAUAUUGCUAUUGAUGAAAAUAAUACAACAGUUUUGCAAUUGACUUUAUUAAAACAAUUUGGUUGUGAUCUCUAUAAUAAUUUUAAACUAUUUCUUAAUAGUUUAUACAGACUAUACGACAUGGAUGAUAAUAUACUGAAUUUGAUAACUGUUAUUAUAUUAUUUAAUCCAAAUCGUCCAAAUCUGAAACAUCAGGAAACUAUUAAAUUAGAGCAGAAAGUUUAUAUGCAUUUAUUGAAACGUUAUCUAACAAUGAAAUAUCAAAACGAUUGUGAGUCCAGUAAACGAUAUCUGCAAUUAAUAAACACUUUACUUGAUCUGAAUUUUUACGACAAACGCUAUAAGGAGUCGUCAAUGAGUCGGCCAACUCUACCGGCGCUUAUACAUGAAAUUAUUGUCGAGUAA